CUAGAAUUCUUUUCUACAUCAAACUCCAACAAGAAAAAUCUCCGUCUAGUAUUCACUUUGUGACAUUCUCCAUGGCAUUGUCUACUAAAGCUUUCUUUGCUUCCUCCAAUCCUCCAGUUGCUCCAAAAAGAAUUCCACAAACUGGCAAUGCAAACCCAUUUAGCCUGACCUCUUUGCCUAGUGGUCCCAAAUGGAGCAUUGCCCAUGAGCACGCAUUGGCUUCUACACCCUUAAAGCGUCAAAACUAUGGAAUUAAAUAUGACACAGGUGAUUUUAGUCUCAAACACGCUAAAAAAUUGAAAGUAUGCGGACAUCUGCUGAGGGAACUAGGAGAAAAUCCAGUUGAAGGUCUAAAAAUGAUUGAUGCUGUCCAACGCUUGGGCAUAGACUACUAUUUCCAGGAGGAGAUUGGAACAAUUUUACAUAGGCAAUAUGUAGAAUCUAGUGCUCAUGAUGACUCUGGUCAUUGUCUAAAUGAGGUUGCACUACGCUUCCGCCUAUUGAGACAACAAGGAUACCAUGUACCUGCUGAUGUAUUUAACUGCUUCAAAGACAAGGAGGGAAUGUUUAACAAAGAAGUGAAAGAAGACAUCAAUGGAUUGAUGGGUUUAUUUGAAGCUUCACAGCUAUGUAUAGAAGGUGAAAACACACUUGUUGAAGCUGGAGACUUUAGUCGGCAGCUCCUAAAUGAAUGGAUGAGCCAUCUUGAUUACAACCAAGCCAAAGUUGUAGGAAAUACUCUGAGGCAUCCUUAUCACAGGAGCUUGGCAAGGUUUAUGGCCAAAAACUUUUUUGAUAAUAUCCAAGGGACAAGUGGAUGGUUUAAUGAUUUUCAGCAAUUAGCAAAAAUGGAUUUCAAUGUGGUCCAAUCAAAGUACCGAAAAGAAAUUGUUCAAAUUUCCAAAUGGUGGAGUGAUCUUGGGUUAGCUGAGGAAUUAGAAUUUGCCAGGGACCAACCACUUAAAUGGUACAUUUGUUCCAUGGCCUGUCUUACAGAUCCAGAGUUGUCAGACCAAAGGAUUGACCUCACAAAACCCAUUUCUUUUAUCUACAUAAUAGAUGACAUUUUCGAUGUUCAUGGCACACUUGAGGAACUCACUCUCUUCACAGAAGCUAUCAACAAAUGGGAUUUUACUGGUCUUGAGCAAUUACCCGAAUACAUGAAGAUUUGCUUCAAUGCUCUUAGUGACAUUACAAAUGAAAUUAGCCACAAGAUAUAUCAAAAGCAUGGAUGGAACCCCCAAGACUCACUAAGAAAGACGUGGGCAACUUUGUGCAAUGCAUUCCUAGUGGAAGCACGGUGGUUUGCUUCUGGGCACUCACCAAAAUCAGAAGAAUAUUUGAAGAAUGGAGUUAUUAGUUCUGGGGUACAUGUGGUACUAGUUCACAUUUUCUAUCUUUUGGGUCAACAUAUGACCAAAGAAACUACAGCUAUUGUCGAUAGCAUUCCGGACAUUAUGUCUUCUGCGGCCACAAUUCUUCGGCUCUGGGAUGACUUGGGAAGUGCCACAGAUGAGAGUCAAGAUGGGCACGAUGGAUCGUACAUAGAGUACUAUAUGAAGGAACACCAAGGCUCUUCUGUCAAUGAGGCAAGAGAGAAGGUUGUCAACAAGAUUUCUGACGCAUGGAAGCGACUUAACAAAGAGUGUCUGUCUCCAAAUCCAUUUCCAGAAACGUUCACUAAGGCUUCUCUUAAUCUUGCAAGAUUAGUUCCUUUGUUGUAUAGUUAUGACGACAACCAUAGCCUUCCAAGCCUUGAGGCUUAUAUGAAAUCCAUGUUUUAUGAGACUGUGUCUGUGCAGGGCAUCCAAAAAUAAAAUAAAAUAAAAUUCAAGCUUUUAUUACUAUAAAACUUAUAUGUACCUAAUUAUAACAAUAAAAUAAGCACAAGAUUUGGAAAAGUGUUCA
Messenger RNA from Quercus robur (English oak), 1908 nucleotides. Its product is annotated as (3S,6E)-nerolidol synthase 1-like. NCBI's taxonomy places the organism in Eukaryota, Viridiplantae, Streptophyta, Magnoliopsida, Fagales, Fagaceae. The transcript is spliced from 7 exons. Gene Ontology annotation, molecular function: magnesium ion binding; terpene synthase activity. The record is from RefSeq and is a predicted model, not a curated record. Gene Ontology annotation, biological process: diterpenoid biosynthetic process. The coding region runs from base 72 to 1817 and encodes 581 amino acids.